AUGGUGCCCUCCGAUGGGAGCAGUGAUUAUCUUAUCGCACUGCGUCAUCGGCGGAAUAGAAGGGUCCCUUACGUCAAUCAAGCAUGCAUCGAAUGCAAGAGGAAGAAGAUCAAGUGCGACGGUGUCAACCCCUGCGCGGCAUGCACACGGAAUUCGGUCACAUGCCAAUACCACCCACAGCGUCGAGUUCUAGGCACUCCGAAGCUCAGUUCAAACGUCUCAAAAACUGUAUCUACACACACUCGAUCAUCACAAUCGCCUGGCCAAGAGACGAGUCCUGUCCUUGAGUCUGGGCCAAAUCUCAUGUCAUGUGACGCAAGUAGUAAUUCUCCGGAGUUUUGUGGCCCAUCAAGCUCUGAGUUCACUUUUGGAGUUGUCAAAGGCAAUCUCGAGGCCAUGGGAAUCCCGCCCUCUAUAUUGGACAAGUCUACCCCGAAGACCAACCCUGCCUCAAAUACGCCAUCUCAGCUGGCGCAAUAUGGGCCACUCAUGAAGAUUCUAGCCCGAGAUCCGCUAUGGGAAAUCAGCCUCGAAGAUGCUACCAACCACAUCCGAGAGUGGUUUUCGGGCACCGGCUUUCUCUACGCCGUCGUCAGCGAAGAGCAGCUUCUCAAGGUUGCUAGUAACGUGUUUGACACUCUACGGGCCGUCAACGUUCACGAGACGCGGGGUCGAGGAACUCUGGCAGAGUGUCUUUUCCACAGUGAUACUAACAAACUAAAACUUAUCCUGGCUACUUGCUUGACUUUGGAGAGUGGCAAUUGCAAUGACUUAGCUCAGAGGCUCUUUCAGAGCGCCACCGAAGCUGGCGAGGGGCUUCUAUGGGGUAAAAACUCGAUUAGCAACAUACAGAUGCUGGUGUUGAUGGCCCUUUACUACUAUCACCUUGAUGAAGAAGUACGGACCGGUCGCAUCAUUGGAUUUGCAGCUCGGCUCUGCCUCGAAAUGGGCUUACAUCGCAGGGCUUCUGUAGAUCGCUUUACCAACUCGGAAGAGCAAGCAGCGGGGCUACAGACGUUCUGGUGUGUGUACAUGUUAGAGAGAAGGACAAGCCUGGGCCAGGGGAUACCGUUCUAUAUACAGGACUGCCAUGUCGACCCCACACUACUCGCAAUGAACGGACAUGAUCCGGUGAUGACCGCGCUUCUCGACUGGACCAAACUAGCGGGCAAGACGUGGUACGCCCUCAAUAGCCAAGUCGAGAAAGAGAGUGAGCUUAAUAUCGACAAAAUCGACUAUCUCGAUUACCGGAUAGAGCAGUGGUAUCAACUCCUGGCUGACGACCUGAAGCUUGAACCCAUUCAGCCGGGGCAAGAGGUUCGACAUGUUCAGGCUGUGCUAUUUCUCCGCAAGAGCCAUUUGCACAACUUGAUCUGUCGCCCGGUGCUCCAAUCUGGUACGCGGAUCACGCAGUAUCAGAGACAUGCUCACAAGGCCGUCGCCGUUGCCAAAGAGUCGCUACAGAUGCUCUCAGGCCUCAACGAAAAUACCGCCAUCAUAAAGCGUAAUCCGCUUUUUUUCAAGCACCUCUUACUAACUGCUUUUGGCAACCUGUUACUGGCUGUUGUGAAUGCCAGCUCCAUGUUCUGCGACAAAGUCACUGUCGAGUUUGACAUUGCGCUGGAUAUGAUCAGAGCCCUAAGCAAUAGGUCGACGUUGUUGCUGACUCUUUGGGAGCGACUUCAAGGCCUACGGAAACUCACGACACGGCUGUCUGCCUCUUCGGCCACGGCAUCGACUAGCAGCGGGCAAGGUGAACAGAGAGAUCGUGUCGAAAGCCCUUCUGAUGCUCUAUUGUUUGGCAAUAUGGGAGAUAUGAUGGUUUUUGACCAGCUGAACGGUUUCUUUGAUCUUACGCCCAUGUCCACGAACUCACUUCCUAACAUGGGCUCCCCAUUUCCGAUGGAGACAUUGGCGGGGUACACGUCACGAACAGUGCCCUUCAAAGUUACCUCAGAUAUAACCAUCAACGCCGACGUCGUGUACCCCGAGAAGUCAGAUGGCUCUCCCGCUGUUGUGCUGCUGCAUUAUCACGGUGGCUUUCUUAUCGUCGGAGAUCGGUAUUCGUUCUUGCCUCACUGGCUUGUGCAUGCCUCCGCCUCCCGUGGAUGGGUCUUUGUGACUCCCGAGUACCGCUUGAUGCCCGAGUCGACCGCACACGACUCCGUUGAAGAUGCAGCGGACGCCUAUAAAUGGGCCCUGUCGUCACUGCCGGAGAUCAUAGGCCGUCCGGUCGGUUCAAUUUUAGUCGGUGGGUCAAGCGCUGGUGGGUAUCUAGCUCUUAACACAGCCGUCUCGGCUGCUCAAAAGCCUAGCGCACUUCUGCUCAUCUACGGGAUGCUCGAUCCUUCUGGAAGUCGAUACACAACUCCCGGGAAAAAUAUCUUCGGCCGGCCGCCAGUCGAGACCGGGCCAAUCCUGGAAAAGUGGCCCAUGGCCAAGGCUUCGGGCGAAGAGAGGAAGCCUGUCUCAGCUUAUCCGAUAUCAGGCGACCCGUCCGCUGACCCCAGAUUUGCUCUUACGUCGGCACUGCACAUCGACGCCCUCUUCCCCGACUACAUGACUGGCGUCUCUGGUCUUACUCGUCAGAUUGCCACUCAAGGAGCUGCAGCAGUACCCAAAGAACACCAACUUCUAUUCCCACUUGACUUUGGGGAUUUCAGUGGCUUCCCGCCUGUCAUGCUACUCCAUGGUGCGAACGACUCAGCUGUACCGGUUGAGUGUAGCACCAGAGCCGCAGAGAAGCUCAAGGCAUCUGGAGUGCGUGUGUUGGCAGAGUUUCCAUCUGAUGCGGAGCACGGUUUCGAUGGAAGGUCCGGUAACGUCAACGUCGAGACUUCAGCUGGGGAUUCGGUGACUGCUGUGGAGUCUCUCAGGAAGGCGAUUGGUUUCCUCGAGCAGCAUGCGGCCAAAUAG
Colletotrichum paranaense is the source of this 2916-nucleotide messenger RNA. RefSeq lists its product as uncharacterized. Gene Ontology annotation, cellular component: nucleus. The coding region runs from base 1 to 2916 and encodes 971 amino acids. The transcript has 7 exons. Gene Ontology annotation, biological process: positive regulation of transcription from RNA polymerase II promoter by galactose; DNA-templated transcription. The record is from RefSeq and is a predicted model, not a curated record. Gene Ontology annotation, molecular function: hydrolase activity; RNA polymerase II cis-regulatory region sequence-specific DNA binding; DNA-binding transcription factor activity, RNA polymerase II-specific. NCBI's taxonomy places the organism in Eukaryota, Fungi, Ascomycota, Sordariomycetes, Glomerellales, Glomerellaceae.